GUUGGACUGAGUUUCGCUCUGUCUAAGGAACAUGGCCCCGGGGCCGUCAGCCACACAGGGAAUCCUGCUGCUGCUGCCUCUCCUGCCUCUGUCCCAGGUGACGCUGGGUUCCGCGGACGGCAACUGUGACCCCUCAGAUCAGUGCCCGCCCCAGGCUCGCUGGAGCAGCCUAUGGCAUGUGGGUCUCAUCCUGCUCGCCAUACUCCUGAUGCUUCUGUGUGGGGUCACAGCCAGCUGUGUACGAUUCUGCUGCCUCAGGAAGCAGACGCACAGCCAGACACACGCACCAGCGGCGUGGCAGCCCUGUGACGGGACAGUCAUCCCAAUGGACAGCGACAGCCCCGCGCACAGCACUGUGACCUCCUACAGUUCCGUGCAGUACCCACUGGGCAUGCGGCUGCCCCUGUACUUUGGAGAGCCAGACCCUGACUCCAUGGUCCCUCCCACCUACAGCCUAUAUGCUUCUGAGCUGCCACCCUCCUAUGAUGAAGUUGUGAAGAUGAUAAAAGCCAGAGAGGAAGCAGCAGCUCCUGAGAAAACCAACUCUCUGCCUGAGGCCUUGGAGCCAGAGAUCACUGGAGGGCCCCAGGAGCCAGGCCCCAAUGCCCAGCAACCCUAGUCGCGCCCGCUUGAAAAGGGUGGGAGUUCUUUCUUCUGGAGCCAUUAAACCAUAGCCUGGAUACCUGGCACUUAGGACCAAGGAACCCCACCUGUGUCAUCCUUCCCCUGGGAAGGCCAGCCAUCCAGCACAUUGCUGCAGACUCGGCCUCAUUGCUAUGCAAUGCCCGGCCAGCCAGCCUGCCCCCCGUAUUGGCCCUUCUUCUUCACCCUUCCCACCCAUCCAGGGCCCAGCAGACUUCAGCCCGGAGGAGCCUGGAUCUUGGGAGCUCAAGCCCCACUGGCAUGUCAGCCCUUUGAGGGGAAAAUAAAGUUUAUGUAAACAUG
Mus pahari (shrew mouse) is the source of this 945-nucleotide messenger RNA. RefSeq names its product transmembrane protein 52 (gene Tmem52). NCBI's taxonomy places the organism in Eukaryota, Metazoa, Chordata, Mammalia, Rodentia, Muridae. The transcript is spliced from 5 exons. The coding region runs from base 32 to 619 and encodes 195 amino acids. The record is from RefSeq and is a predicted model, not a curated record.